Messenger RNA from Desarmillaria tabescens, 793 nucleotides. RefSeq lists its product as uncharacterized. The transcript has 8 exons. Lineage: Eukaryota; Fungi; Basidiomycota; Agaricomycetes; Agaricales; Physalacriaceae. Bases 74 to 562 code for a protein of 162 amino acids. The record is from RefSeq and is a predicted model, not a curated record.
ACUGAUGUCACCGUGCAUGGUUCUCCUUCAGUCGUUCUUCAUUCUCUCCUGAACUCACUACAACCCAGCUAACAUGCCCGUGAUGUCAAAGACCUUUUCCUGGAAGUAUAUCUACUCACUUUCACUUAGGUUGAUCAAACAUAUGGCUCUUCUUUCCUUGGUGACGUCUUUGAGCUCAGAAUGGAGCUUUUGCGAAAUAAUCACCGUUGCGAAAGCGGCCAAGCUCAAUGAUAUCCGAAAUACAUACAACACCCUCAACACAUAUAUAAAUCAUGAGAUUUUGUUUCUUCGGACAACAAUGGGAAGAAGAUCAGACGCAUAUCAGCUUUGCUCAUCGACUGUUCUUCAGCGAUGUCUCAUGUCGAAACAGCGUGUAGAGGCGCUGUACUCUAACCUUAAUAGGAUUGCACGCAACUUGCAGGUGCAAGAAGGAGGGAUUCAGUCCACUGUAUUCUGUUACAAGAUCUUUGUGACGGCGGUGGAAGGCUCGAAGUCAGCCCAGAACUGGGUGGUCAAGAUCAAAGCACGGCCUCCCCCACUGGUUGUAUCAGACCCGGUUUGAUGAAGAUUUGGCGAGAUAACAACUGGUAAUGGGCUCUAUGCUAAUUGGAAAAGGAGGCUCUGCCAUGUUUCCUCGGUGUUUCUAUUCAUCGAAAAUUCGAACCGUCCAUAAAUAUGUUAUCUUUAGUAAAGUUGAAACCGAAGUUGAAACCGAUAAAACAUUUGAAUUGUUAAAGAGUGUAAGCGACAUAAUAGUCAAAGAAAAAGGAAAUCGAGUUGUAAGGUAUAGGAA